Molecule: messenger RNA, 11878 nt
Organism: Calypte anna (Anna's hummingbird)
Lineage: Eukaryota; Metazoa; Chordata; Aves; Apodiformes; Trochilidae
Gene: PEAK1
Product: pseudopodium enriched atypical kinase 1
Exons: 7
Coding region: 435-5813 (1792 amino acids)
Biological process (GO): protein phosphorylation
Cellular component (GO): actin cytoskeleton; focal adhesion
Molecular function (GO): protein kinase activity; ATP binding
Source: RefSeq, a predicted model, not a curated record
CCCAGCCCCGUGUCCCGCCGGUCCGUUCCUCCGCGGGGCCCGGCGGGUGCGGGAGCCGGCGCCGGCCCUGGCCCUGACGGAGCUUCCUCGUCACGCCCGCCUCCUUUUCCUCGCUGCCUUCCCGCCGGAGGCGCCGCUGUGCCGGGGAGCCCCUGCCAGAAAAUGUUGCUGUCCUGAAGUCAUGAAGAGAGGAGGAAGCAAAUUUGUCUGGAAAAGUAGGAACUUCUCAACUUUUCAGUGAGAUUUAUUGCCAGUGGCUGCGGAAAGUUUUGCAAAGUCAACCAUUGGCAUUGGAAUGGAUGAAAAGCCUCAAACUUAAGUGAAUGAUCCUUGCUCUAACCAGCAGCCACACUAAGUGAACAGAGCAGAAACAUAUGGAUGAAAUUUUUACCAUGCACUGAACAGCACAGCACCAAGUGCAAAGCUCUGGGAAGAUGUCUGCUUGCAACGCUUUCACUGAACACGUCUGGAAACCUGGUGAAUGUAAGAACUGCUUCAAGCCCAAAAGCUUGCAUCAGUUAAACCCAGUGUCUGAAAAAAAACCCCUCGCACAUGGCGAGCUGAAAUCCAAUGCAAACCAAAGUAACAGCCAUCGGGGGAGAAAUACAGGGAAUUUCCGACCACCUGUGGCAAAGAAACCCACGAUAGCUGUGAAGCCCACCAUGAUGGUGGUGGAUGGGCAAGCUGUGUGUGGAGAAAUCAGCACACGGGAUUGUUUCGAGAAUAAAUCGGUGCCUGCAGGUUGGAACCGAAACAAAACUGUCUUGAACAAAAAACCACUGAACAAUAAUAAUAAUAAUGAAGAUGGGAUUGAAGGUUAUAGCCAUGUUCCUAGGCCUUAUGGCAACAAGGAUGGUGUAGGCAAGAUACCAAAUAAUAAUAAUAAUGGACUGACAGAAGUUUUGAAGGAGAUUGUGGGCUUGGAUACCACACCUCAGCUAACUGGAAAUGAAAUGAACUCAAGAGAAACUUUCUUGGGCAGAAUAAACGAUUGCUAUAAAAGAUCAUUAGAGAGAAAGAUCCCUCCAAGCUGCAUGAUGGGUGGAAUGAAGGAUUCACAUGGUAAGCAUGUUAUUCUGAGUGGAAGCACUGAAGUAAUAAGUAAUGAAGGUGGACGUUUCUGUUAUCCAGAGUUCUCUAGUGGAGAUGAGAGUGAGGAUGACACGUUUUUUGGCAGCAUGCAAGAAGAGCAUGAGAGCUGGGACGAAAGUGAUGAAGAGUUGCUAGCAAUGGAAAUUCGUAUGAGGGGCCAACCUCGCUUUGCUAAUUUUAGAGCUAACACCCUAUCUCCUGUUCAGUUCUGCGUCGACAAAAAAUGGAACACUGUGCCCCUUCGCAACAAGUCUCUGCAGCGGAUCUGUGCAGUGGAUUAUGACGACAGCUACGAUGAAAUUUUAAAUGGUUAUGGGGAAGAGGCUGUGAUUCUUUAUGGGCAAGAGAGCAUGCAGAGCAUGGUAUCUUCUGAUUCUACGUCACCUGAUUCUUCUUUGACAGAAGAGUCUCAUUCUGGAACAACCAGCAGUUCUUCACAGAAGCUCUGUAAUGGAGGGUUAUCUCCCAGUACUCCUCAGGACCUCAAAUUGGUUGAACCAGAAUAUGAAAGCCUAUGUGACAACCAAGAAGUGAAGGAUGUGUCAAAAGUUCCCAAAAAUGUUCCGAAAAGUCUAGAAACUCACAAGACAGUCCUUGCACUUCGACUGGAAGAGAAGGAUGGCAAAAUUGCUGUGCAGACUGAUAAGCAAGAGAAUAAAAGUUCUUCAGAUGUUGCGGGUCAAGCUGUAACUAUAAAUUUGGUGCCUGUGGAAGAACAAGCAAAACCUUACAGGGUGGUGAACAUGGAACAACCAGUUUGCAAGCCAUAUACCAUAGUAGAUGUAUCAGCUGCCAUGACCAAUGAAUGUAAGGAGAAUCAGACUGAAACCUCAGAAACCAAAAAUACAUCAUCUAACCCAAGCUCACCAGUGACUCCAGGCACACCUAUUACAACCUCUGCAGCAUCACCUGUACGAGUAAAUGCAAACCUGAAAAAAUCCAGUGCAAUCAGAUAUCAAGAAGUGUGGACUUCUAGUACUAGUCCAAGACAGAAGAUACCUAAGGUGGAGUUAAUCUCCAGCAACUCAGGACCUUCUGUUCCUCCCAGAAAGGCAACCCACAAAUCAGCUCCGACUUCACCUACAGCUACCAACGUUUCUUCAAAAACUAUCCCAGUUAAGUCUCCCAACUUAUCAGAGAUAAAAUUCAACAGCUACAACAAUGCUGGCAUGCCACCUUUUCCAAUUAUCAUUCAUGAUGAGCCCACUUAUGCUAAGAGUUCCAAAAACGCCAUUAAAGUUCCUAUUGUAAUCAACCCCAAUGCUUACGAUAACCUGGCUAUCUAUAAAAGUUUUCUAGGGACCAGCGGAGAGCUCUCCAUCAAAGAUAAGACUACAAGUGUAAUAAGCCACACAUAUGAAGAAAUAGAAACAGAAAGCAAGAUGGCUGAAGCCAUAGGAAGUCAACCCACAGAUUUUUCCCAAGCGAAGGGGGUGACUAAUAGCUCUGAAUGCAGGCUGGGUUCUGUGGCUCAGAAGGUCCAAGAGUUUAAUAGCUGUCUCAGUAAAAGUCAGAUAUCUCCACAGAGGAGUCAUAGUUCAGACCACAGCUCCCCAUCAAGAGUUCAAAAGACAACACAAGAGCCUGCAGCAAAAAUAGAUGUAACCCCAGAGGCUUCUGUUGGCAGCAGCAGCGGUCGGGAGAAUGCAAGCACUGUGCUCUCCCAGAUUGUGGCUUCUAUCCAGCCUCCACAAUCUCCUCCCGAAACACCUCAGUCUGGACCCAAGCCUUGUAGCAUAGAAGAACUGUACUCCUUACCCCCCGAUGGAGACUCUACUAGCAACACCCUGGUGCGACCCAAAUCUCUGUUUACCUCGCAGUCUGACACGGAGUCGUCCAAGCCAGUGGAAAACUGUGCUAUUAAAAUCCCGAAAGAGUCACUUUCCCAGCCAGUUGCUACUCCCUCUCCAAAGCCAGCGAGAGCCACCCCAAACACCACAAGUCCCAAAACAGAGCAAGCACCGCCAUUUCCUCCUCCACGGUCCACUUCUUCCCCUUAUCAUGCCAGCAACUUGUUGCAAAGGCAUUUUGGCAAUUGGGCCAAACCAAACAGCCCCACCAGGUCAACAGAGGCAGAGUCCAUCCUGCACUCGGAAGGUCGGCGAGCGGCUGAUGCAAAACCCAAGCGCUGGAUCUCCUUUAAGAGCUUCUUCCGUCGCAGGAAAGCUGAUGAUGAGGAAGACAAAGAGAAAGAAAGAGAGAAAGGAAAAUUGGUGGGUCUCGAUGGAACUGUUAUACAUAUGCUCCCCCCUCCUCCGGUUCAACGUCAUCACUGGUUCAGUGAGGCAAAGUCAGACUCCAGUGAGAAGCCGUCGAUUGUUUUCAUGUACAGAUGUGAACUGGCACAAGAUGAACCAAAGGCUGACUAUCAAAACAAGAGUGGAGCAGAGGCUGCUGCUGCUGAUGCACUAGCAAAAGACCAAGGAGAAACAGAGGAAAAGUCUCCACAGAGCUCCGAGCAGAAAAUAGCAAGCCAUUCAUCACCACCUCAGAUGCCUAAGAAAAUCCCCAGCACAUCAGAACACUGUGGAAUCAAUGGCUCGCCAGAGUUUCAAGACAUGAUUAAAAGACUCAAGAAGGCCCUGAAAGAAUUUCCUUUAAUGGGGAAUUGUGUGAGUGAGUACAGUGGUCAAGUGCCUGAUGAUACCACCCUGGAGGAGUUGUCCCCUCGUGUUCCCAGAGCUGUGUUUGUGAAGCAGGACAAUGGUGGCUGUGCCUCUGUCAUCCCCGUGUCAUCUGUCCGUGUCCCACAGGGGGAGGAAGAAAAUGAAGAAGCUUCAAAUUCUCCUGACUUAAAUCCUUGCAGUGCUACGUACAGCAAUUUAGGACAGUCUAGAGCAGCCAUGAUACCUCCAAAACAGCCAAGGCAACCCAAGGGAGCUUUGGAUGAUGCCAUUGCCUUUGGAGGACUAGCAGACCAGGAGACAAUGAGCAACCUACAGCCAACACCACCUCCACUGCCAAAGAAAACUAUUCUGAGAGCUAACACAGAGCCAACUGCCAGAGAGCUCCAGAAGCAGGCUCUGGAGAGCAACCUGUGCAUUGUGGCCAACCCCACCUACGACAUCGACACCAACUGGGAAGCAAGCAGUGCCUGCUCUUCCGUCAGCCUGGAGCUCAAGAUACUGGACAAUGAGUCGGGAGAUUCCUUGGACAGGCCUACAGAAAAACUAAGGGCAACCACCUCAGCAACUAACAGUGUUUCCAGCCUAACCACUAUCAGUAUUAAGGAUCGCUGCUCCAACAGCAUGGAGUCACUCACAGGGAGACGCCUCUUGCAAACGAAGCAGGGCAAAGGUGCCCAGAAGCCCCAGAGACAAGCACUUUAUCGAGGAAUUGAAAACAGGGAAGAGGUGGUAGGUAAAAUCCGAAGCCUUCACACUGAUUCUCUGAAGAAGCUGGCACUUAAAUGUGAAGAUUUGUUCAUGGCUGGGCAAAAGGACCAGCUGCGAUUCGGGGUGGACAGCUGGUCAGAUUUCCGACUCACCAGUGACAAGCCGUGCUGCGAGGCAGGGGAUGCAGUCUACUACCCAGCUUCCUAUGCUAAGGAUCCUCUCAACAAUUAUGCAGUCAAGAUUUGUAAGAGCAAAGCUAAGGAAUCCCAGCAGUAUUAUCACAGCCUCUCCAUCCGGCAGAGUCUGGCUAUCAACUUUAACAUCCAGCAGGACUGUGGCCAUUUCCUUGCUGAAGUUCCUGUUCGUCUCCUUCCAUGGGAGGAUGCUGAUGCAGCAGAGGUGGAAGAAGAUGAGGAGAAAGAGCCUGAAGAAAAGAACAGAGAUGCUCUUUCUAAUACAGAGGCUUCACAGAAAGACAGCUCAAGCAACCAGGGGACAAUCAGCAAGCCACGCAGCCGCGUUGUGGUCAUCACACGGGAGGUCCCAUACUUAACAGUGGCCGAUUUCGUGCGAGAAUCCGUGCCCCGCCAUGCAAAGAGCCCGGAUCUGUAUGAGAGACAGGUCUGUCUGCUCCUCUUACAGCUCUGCUUGGGCCUGGAGCACCUGAAACCAUAUCAUAUCACACACUGCGAUCUGCGAUUAGAGAACCUGCUGCUGGUCCAUUCCAGACCAGGAGGCAGCCCUCUGAGCUCCGAGUCCACGGAACCCAGUCCCAACAGUGCUUGUCCAGCCAGAUUAAUAGUGAGCAAUUUCUCCCAGGCCAAGCAGAAGAGUCACAUGGUAGAUCCUGAGGUCCUGCGUGAUCAGUCCCGCCUGGCUCCAGAAAUCAUCACUGCAACACAGUACAAAAAGUGUGAUGAGUUCCAGACUGGUAUCCUCAUCUAUGAAAUGCUGCACUUACCCAAUCCCUUUGAUGAGAAUCCAGAGCUGAAAGAGAAGGAGUACACUCGUGCUGAUCUCCCCAAGAUUCCUUGCCGUUCCCUCUAUUCUCAAGGGCUUCAACAACUUGCCAGCUGCCUGCUGAAUCCCAAUCCUUCAGAGAGGAUCCUCAUAUCAGAAGCCAAGGGAGUCCUUCAGUGUUUGCUUUGGGGUCCACGUGAGGACUUGUUCCAUGCUCUAAGUACCUCUUCCAACCCUUCACGUAGAGAUGCUGUACUUCAGAACUGGCUGGAUAUAAAAAGGACGCUGCUGAUGAUAAAGUUUGCAGAGAAGUCCUUCGACAGGGACUGUGGGAUUUUUCUGGAAGACUGGCUUUGUUGUCAGUACCUGGCUUUUGCCACUAUAGACUCACUUCGUCGCAUUGUGAGAAUCAUGCAGCAGCACUAGUUUGCAGAGCCUGUUGCUUUUCAUGAAGCACCCUCCACCUCAGCCCUUGCCCCCAGCCUGCCCUGGGGCUCACACUUUGUACAAGUGUUAGAAAGUGGCACAAAUAUCAAAGCCAGCAACACUGAGCAAAUUUAAAAGGAGGAAUUGCAUCCUGUACCAGGAUGACUGCGUUUGGGUCAGACAGUAGUAUAUAACUUGAUUAAUAUCUGGCUCAAAAGAAGAGCAAAUCUUUAUACCACUAUUUCUACCACUGCAGUAAACAAAUCGCCCUCCUCUUCUGGGUAGUUUCUGUCAUUUCCAAAUGUAGCAUUGGUUAGUGAAUAGCAGUGACCACAAACAGAGAUGGAUUACUUGUAAACGUGAGAUGAAUGAUCCACCACGCCACAAAACAUUCAUUUGCUUACACUCUACAUACCAAGUAAAAUUUUCUCUCAGUUUAGUCCCCCAGAGGCAAGCUGGGCUCCUGUUUCCUUUGGUGUCAACCAAACCAAUUCAGAUCCUUCUGUUACUCUUUAUGGGUUCUUGUUUCUUUCCCCAGAUGUGGUUAUGCUGCUGACUGUGCCAAGUGUCAGUGGACAGUAAGCAUCUGUGUUCAGUCCUCUUCCCUGCUUCUCUGACACACUGCCUGCCCAGAUCCCUUCUCACCACAGAUCCAUAAUGUCAACAGUGCUGCCUUAAUCAGGCCAUUUCCCUUAAUUUAAGACCUCUGCCUUAAAAAGCAGAAUAUGCACACGUUGUCUAUCCCAUUUGCUACAUGGCAUUCAGCAGUCUGGACUGUUGAUGCACUGUAGCUACAACGACAUAAAUACAAGGACAAUACAACACAUGGUGGACAAUUGAAAUUCCCCUUCCAUUGAAAAAAGGAACUUAAGCCCCAUUUGAAAUGGAUAGGACAUUCAUAACCUUUGCUGACAAUCACUGCUCUGAAUCAGGGAAGAAAAUAACAGCCACCCCAUCUGUUUUAUUUUGGUUUUUCUUGUCACUUCUGCCAUAUUGCAAAGUGGGACUGAAAUUGGCUUUGUUGGCAGGAGACAGAUAUGUUUAGAGCUUGUCUGUGUGUAGCUAACAGGCCACAUGGAGAUGGUUUUACUGCAGACACAGCUUUCUGAAGGAUAAAAACAAGGGGGCAAAAACACUGUUGUUUCAUUACUGAAGGAGCUGUUAAGUUUGGCAGCCAUAACUAAAAGUAUCAUGAUCCUUUUUUCCCACAGCAGUGCUUGGCUGCAUUUAUCUUGUCUGCUGUAAGGAAUGUUUUCUGAUGUUGCCAUAGACAACACCCUACAGAUGGAAUGUUGUCAGAACAGCUUGAAGAGCAUCGCAGACAGAGGUUUGGACUUGAGGUUUUCACUUUUGGAGGCCAUUGCUGACUUCUUUCCCUUCCAGUGGAACCUCUGCAGUUGUACAGGCAGAAUCUUUGCUCAAUAUUGCUGGGCUCUGACUUGUUUCCUGAAUCACUUGGAAGAAUUGAUCUGGAGGCAGGGAAAUGUGAUACCAGAGAUUCUGACCCGGGUGAUGGAAAGCAGACAGCCCUAGUUACAAGCCUGUGCUUCUCUUCUAUGGAUCUAUGUGCAAUUCUUGUAUGUAUUUUUUAAAGCUGUAUAUUACAGUGUUCACUUUACACACCAGCCUUUACCUGAUGCUAGAUCUGCAGCCCCUUCCUUUAUUUUCCUGGCACAUAAAUGCACAGAUUUCCAUGUGUUCUUUUUAUGGAUUGAUGUUUUGGUUUAAUUGUUAAAACUGUGAGGAAUCAAUUCACUUCAGCCUUGAAACAAAUAGCCACUUUAUACAGCAUAUGCAUGCUUGGGCCAGAUAACAAACAGUCCUGCAGGCUUAAAGUCAGCAAAACCAGCUCUGGAUCCACACCAUAUGUUUGGAGGGGUUGGAAUGUCUAUAUUAUUCUUUGCUGGCACCUAUCAGAGCUAAGCUGAACAGUGUGUGGAAGCCUACAGUGAUUGUGCCAUGGUAUAUAGACUGUCUUUGUGACCUUUCUAAAGAUUUUUUUUAAAAAAUUCUGGUUAUUAUUAUUGUGUUUGAUUCACCUGUAUCAGUGAAGGAUCAGGCAAGGAUAAGGAUAAUAUAUUUUAAUGUGAUAUAUUUUUUUCUUUCUCUUUUUGGCAAAAAGGUUAGGAUGGCAGCAUUGAUGCAGAAAAAUAGGAUGGUGCAUUAAAAGCCCAAGUGCAAUGUAUGUAGUUGAGGUACUUCCACUACAUCAGGAAAGAAAGUGUCUACACUACUGCUGACCAGCUCGUAGGAGAAGCCCUUAUCAAGAAUCACACAUUCAGUGCAGCCCUGCUUUGUCUGGACACAGGAGGGCACAGCUCCCAUUGCUUAAAUCCACCGAGCAUGACAAGUCACUGGCAUGCUGCCUGCUAGCUGUGAGUCCCCGUGUGCUGAGCUACAGGUACAGGUAGGGCUUCUUGUUCUCUGUGCUCUGGUUUUGUGUUUGUUUUGUUGCACGUGUGCACAGGUAACUUCUCACCCAGCUCAUGGGCUGUACAGGCAGCUCCUGGGCCGCUGCAGGGGGUUGUUUCCUGGUGCCAGUAGGUGUGUCUGUGUUUAGGGACUUGUGUUCUCAGUGUCACUUUCAUGUCAACAUGCACAUGCAAAGUUGAAUUCUAAAUGUUUUACAGCCAUAUGUAUUUAAUGCAGCUGGUCCAAAGCCUUUGUAUCUCUAGCUAUUUCAUUUCAGUUUGUAUCUUCUGUGAUGAACUCAUUUUAGUUCUGCAGUGUACUCAAGCAUGGAUGUUCAUUACCAAUCUCUUUCUUGUGCAGCACUGGGUAAACUUUAGCAAUUUGUAAUGUUGUGUAUUUCUUUUCUUUAGAAAACGAAUGAAUGGUAAAAAUAGUCGAACACAAGGUGGCCUGAGCUAUUCCUUGGGGAGCUUGAGGCUGACUUUUGCCCAUAACUGAUGAUUGUAACUGUGUUUGUGGUGGUUCUCCAUCCUGGCAAUAGAUUGUGCCACAUAAAUACCUGAGAAUGUAUGCAUUAAACUUGAUUGUAAACAACUGCUAAGAAUGCUACAGCAUAAUUGCUAAGCAAAAGGAAAAAAACCCGCUCUGUCUGUAACUGGGAUCCUGUGUAUGACAGGAGCAAACCCCCUGGCUGUGCACGUUAUAACCUACUGCAAUACGUGCACAUAUCUUGAAUUAUUUUUUUUUAGCAAUGUCGCACUUUCAGUUGAGCUCAAGACCUAGGAAGAGCUGCAAAUCUAAGAUAACAGUAUUGACUGUAAAUAUAUAUUUUUCUAUUAAUAAAAAGCUGUCAUUCAAAUAUUUUUAACAUUAAAGAUUUUUCCUGUGGAAACUAAUUUCUGGAAAAAUCGAAUGCUUGUUUGAAGAAUUGUGAUGAGUGGUUUCUGAUCCUGUUAGAGCCAUUAAAACCCUCUCUAAUCUUACAGAGAGAGCACAGUGAUUGGAUUCACAAUGUUUAGUGCCUUGUCAAAAAACUAGAAUGUAGCUGGUGAGUUGGUGGAAACCUUACUCUUUUCAAAAUAGCCCUAGAAAUAAUACUGCCCACACUGAGAUGCAAAAGACUACAAAAUCAAAUGUUGUGCUUUGUAUGAUACUGAGUGAGUCUAGAUUUGCUUUUGGAGUUUAUGUGAAUGAGUUUCUUUAAGUUGCUUCUAGUCCAGCAUAGACAGGAAGUAACAAACUCGUGGGCUUUCAAAUUUGGGAUCUUCACAGGGAGAUUAAUAGUGGAUUAACAAGUCACUUGGUCUAGACAGACCACAGCAUCAAAAGAAACCUAUUGCUUUUGACAAUCUACUGCAGACACUCAGCUUCUAGAUGAGGAAUUUUACUAGUCUGGAAGAAGCAGGGAAGGUUAAGAUGUGCUGCUCAUGGGCAGUGGAUGUGCUGCACACUGUGCUCAACAGUGUGAAUUGCAAACCUCUGCUAAGACAGGAGUUCUGAAGAACUGUUCCUGAGAUGUUAAGGAGAAUUUUUUUUUUUUUUUUUUAUUCCUUAAAUGGAAAUUUUUCAAACCUGAGAUCUGAUCUAGUCACUACACAUCACCAGGUGUAUACAAACAGAACCUACUAAUGAAAACUUGCCUACAAAAUUUUAAGAAUGAGGGAAUCCAGAAUUUUAUUCCAGAGCCUCUGGAAUGGUCAAAUAUAGAAGCCUGGUCUCACUUCAAUAUUCAGACACAAUGAAAUCAGUAACUUAAGGUAAGGUAAUGUAUCGUGUUGCUGGCCUACAGACAAGAAUGCCUUUAGCAUUUACAAGAUGUUCCUCCUUAAAUCCUUUAUGCUCCACACAUCCCAGCAGUACCCACAAGGUAUGAACUGAUCACCCUGAUAUUUUCAUACAGGGGAAUUCCCACACUAGAGAGAAAGAUACAUUAUUUAAAUAAUGACAUGUGUUAGGGUUAAGCUACUUGGAGAAUUUAUUCAGCAGCUUCACAUUGAAGGUCCUUUAGCAUGUAGAAAUAGCUUUUGCUGCUGAAAUAAAAUAUAUCUGUUUCUCAGUUCUUGUGCUGAGAUGCCCCAAUUAAUUUUUUUUUUUUUUUUUUUAUAAUAGUUAAGUUAAUUUGUAAAUAUAAGUUAAAUAGUACUGGUUUUAUUUAAUUCAAUACUAACUUUUCUGGGGGAUGUAAUGGAAACUGAAUCAGAUAUUUUCAUGCACUUUCCUUCCCCCCUUGCCCCAAGUAGGAAGUGAGCUGCUUCUCUGUGGAAACACUACAUGACCCUUAUUCCCUGCAGGACUGUGCCAUCUAUUUUACUCUGAUUUUGAAGAGGUGGUAUUGGUUCUAACAUACCUCCCAUAAAACCUAGAGCAGAAUUAGAGCCCUUCAGCCCUUUAGAGAGAGAUGUGAUGAUGAUUCAGUUAUGCAGGAAGGUAACAUCAAAGGAGUGCAGAACCAAAUUUUAACCAUCUCUAUAAAAGGUACCUGUGGAAAUAUUGUCAACAAUCAUUUCAAUUCCAAAGACUUCAAGGGAGGAAUACAGAAAAACUACUUUUCAGAAAAAAAUACUGGGGAGGGUUUCAACUCCAAAAGGAAGAGCAAGUUUUUCCCACUGGUGCAUUGCAGAAUAGACAUUUUUAUGGGUUUUAUUAUUCACCUGGAUGUAGUAUUAGAAGGAUGGAGAGUUUGAACAGAUGUAGAAUGUAAUUUAAAUAAUUUUCCUGUAAGUCUUCUUGCAUUGGUGCUCCACUUAGCAUUUAGCUGGAAACUACAGAAUGCUUUCAGAUCAAACAGAGUUGCCAGUGGAAAAUUAAAUGCCCAUCUUAUCUGGACACAAGCAUUUUGCCACUCUACAGAUUUUGAGAAUUUGGUUUGUACUUCAGACUAUAAAGAUUUUUUUUUUCAUGAAUCCAAGGGGAAGAUUUAGGGGAUUUAGAAGAGGCUGAAACCCUUUUUAUAUGGAAGAGAUUCAUUCAUAUAUAUAUAUAUAUAUAUACACACAAAUGCACAUAUAUAUAUAUAUAUAUAUGAGGGCGUGUGGGCAUGUUUUAAUAUAUAUGUAUAUUAAUUUUUGUAUCGAAAGUAUUUUUGCCCCUUUUUGCUUGAAAAUAUAUAUAUUAUAUAUUGUAUAUAUAAUAUAUAUUUAAGAGUGUGUAAAGUUGAAUAUAGUCAUUUCACAAAUAACACCUCUUCAAAAGUUACUCAGAACUUAUGUUUCUUUGUCCUUGGGCUUGUUGGUAUUAGAAGGUUUUGCAGUUGAAAUCCUUGGGUUUUUUUCUUUUAAAACUAAUUAUGCUGAGCAUUUAAGAAUAUGUUGUUGUUUUUAAUAAAAGGGGUAAGCUUCUUUUUAAAUUAAGGAUUCCAGAAUUGAUGGACUUUUAUAAAUGGGGUUUCUUUAAGUCCUUUGACUAGGGGUUUGUUUGGUUUUUUUUAAUCUCAACUCCAUUCUUGUGGGUAAUUUGUAUUUGGAAUUCCUGGUUGCAUUGUUUUAUCUGGUGCUUCAUAUUGAUAUUUACACAUUUUUAUAUAAAUAAAUAUAUAAACUUCAAGCCUUCCUUUGUGAUCAGGGGCAGUUACACUCUGGUUUGCUGUGGUACUUUGCUGUGUACUCUGUGGCAUUCAUGUUACUGUGUAAAUAAAGUAGUUUUAUUACACUCAA